UAAAUGUAAUAAAGUCUACAAAAAGUGUUCUGUCAUAAAGCGCAGUCUCGGAAAAUUCCGGUUGUUUGUUUUUAUUGGGCUUAAAUGGGAUGUAAUGUCAUUCUGAUGCUGAAAGCUGUGUCCUUUUUGCAUUCAGAACGUGAUUUUAUUAAGAAUCGUCAAUCGAUAUGACUGCAUACGCAUUAAUUGUGUUCUGUUUAAAAGAUUUUGGUCGGGUUGUUUGCUGUAUAAAAAAAUAGUUAUUAAAAUUUGAAGGAGCUUAGAGCUAUGUAAAGUAAUGCACUUAAAAUAUAUGUUGUCCAUAAUUUAAAUCGUUGUAUAGACAGAUUCCGCUUUGUGAAAAACUAUAUCUUUCAAUAAAGAGAAAUGAAAAAGCUGGCCAAAAAACCCCAAGCGUAAAAUGGAUAUGAACUCUAAUUGUAUAACAAAUUGUUAGGAAGGUUCGGUGGCCAAUGAAAAAGUGUAUUUCGUUUUUCAAUUGUGAAAUACUGUACCCAGAGGAGAACUGUGUACAGGUGACUUAAUUAACUUGAAACCAGUGCCGGUUGGCUGGAAGGGUUUGUCGGCAAUGAUUGAGGACAAUCAAUCACUUAAACUCAUCCUGAAGCGGACCCAACGGUUCCAUCCACACCUGGCCUCGCUGAAGUGGACGCUAAUUUAUGCCAUUCCACCUCCUGGCAGUGGGACAGACUACCUCUUAGAAAGUCGUUUAUCUGUGUAUUGUAAACAAAGGACGAAGCACGUGCUGAUAUGAGGAGGGCGCAUGCGCUAAAUAUAACAGCCAGUUAACAGAGGUCCUGACUUAAAAGUCCUUUUUAAAGAAGCUGCCUGCGGUUGGCCGUUUCAGUGCGUUGGUAGCGUUCGUGCGGUUGGUUUAGCCAGCAAACCGGAGAAACUGGUCAAUUAAUAUUUCAUCGGUAGAAUUGUGGCAACAAGUGUCCUGCGAGGAUGUGCGUGAGAAGCUCACUGUGCAGUGUGAUUUUAAUUUACUUUCUCGCCUUGCUCGGUUCGGUCGCUAUGAUCCUGGCCCAGGAAGAAGGGAAUACCACACAAUCAUCAUCGGCGGUGUCGGUGGACAAGGAGUGCGGCAGUACGCAAAAAAUGGUGGACGAGUGCUUUAAGGAUCUGCCGCCGCAUUUAAUGGAAUUCCUGCAGAACACGAAAAUCGUCAUCAGCAAAAAGGAGAUCGCCGCCAAGUGCAACAUAUUCAACCGCGGCAUGAGGUGCUUCGAUACUUACUCGAAGCGUUGCCUGGACGAUCGAAAGCUGGGCACGUUCAAGAAUAAUGUGGAGGGAGCUCGUCGAUUUUUCUACAAAUUCUGUGGCGACGCCGACUUUCAGCGGGACUACCUGCGGCACAAGGACUGCUUUGCAUACAUCCAACUGGAUUGGGUCACCUGCACGGCCGACUUCGAGGGCAUCCUCAGCGAAGAGGUGCACGACGAGAGGCGCAACGCCAGCGAAAAGUUCCUUGAAUUCUGCUGUGCCCGCUAUGCGUACGAGAACUGCAUCUACAAUAGUGCCCGCUACAAGUGCUACAAGAACUCGGCGGAGUUUGCCCGCGAGACGGCCAAAAUGCUGUCGGACGAGAAGCACUUCAGGAACUGCGCCGUCCUCCAGAACAUCUGCGCCCCGAACGGUGCCGGAGGGGGACUGGGACUGGGGAUGGACAGAUGGCAUUGGAUGGGGUUCCGGCUGGCGAUGACGCUGCUCCUGAUGCUGCUGGUGGUGCGGAUCUGGCCGUAAAUCGAAAUGCGGCCAAUACCCAUAGUUUGGUAGUGCGAUGUGAUGUGGGGCUGCGGUUGUGGCUGCUGGUCUGCGUUUGAGUUUGAGUUCCCUGUGUUUUUGUUUUUGUCUUUUUUUUUGGGUUGUAGUUGUCCCAACGAGAAUGCCAAGCAUUUCAGCUCCCCUUAGUCACCCAUCGAUAAGAAGAAGAAAAACUCUAUCUCUACGUGUCUGUGAAUUUUCCGGUGUCGUUUUUGGGGCGAGAUUGCUGGGCGGGCGGGUUACUGGGUCGGAUAGCGGCACUGGUUUUGUGUUUUUCGUAUGUUAAGCUAACUUAAAUGCAUAUUUCAAAUAAAUGAAUAUUCCCGUUGUACUGGGAUUGUGGUUUUACUGGCAAAGGUCAUCGAGAACGCUGUGUCAGUCUGUUAACUAGUUCUAGUUUUCCCCUGAAUUCUAUUUUAACCGACACACCAACCACAGCUUGAAGGACAAAAAUAAAGUUCCACUGAAACCGCAGAUCCAAGGUGGCACACAGAUACAAUAUUACAGAGGGAGGAAGAUAGCUGAAUUUCAAUAUCGAAGCAAACACCUGCUGUGGCAGCCAAUUGAAUUCUUGAAAAAAACUUCCAGUCGAACUACACAACCUGUAUUGCUUUUUCUAAAUGGCAUCUGUAUUGCACAUGAACUUUGAUGUGGCGACAAUUU
Molecule: messenger RNA, 2430 nt
Organism: Drosophila takahashii
Lineage: Eukaryota; Metazoa; Arthropoda; Insecta; Diptera; Drosophilidae
Source: RefSeq, a predicted model, not a curated record